Penicillium longicatenatum is the source of this 576-nucleotide messenger RNA. RefSeq lists its product as uncharacterized. NCBI's taxonomy places the organism in Eukaryota, Fungi, Ascomycota, Eurotiomycetes, Eurotiales, Aspergillaceae. The record is from RefSeq and is a predicted model, not a curated record. Bases 1 to 576 code for a protein of 191 amino acids. The transcript has 7 exons.
AUGAUGGUCACUGACAAACCUAUGGAGCUGAUACGUUUAGAGAAGAGCGCCCGGUUCCAUCAACAGGUCUCACACAUGUUCAACUCUGAGUGGAAACACCCCAAUACAAGAGCAGAGCUAGUGUCCAUCUGUGUCAUCAAGAAUACCAAAGACCCCAAACUCGAGCUUCGGUUCCAUGGAACACAACGCGCCUGCUCGAUUGGCAGUAGCUCUUUAGAACCUUGUGACAAUGACGAAUGCUAUCUUUGCAGUAUCCUCGAAAAUGGGUUCUCACUCGAAUACGCCAAACCUACAUCCAUGUUUGGAUCUGGAAUCUACUCCACUGUCGUCUCCUCUAAGGCCAACAUUUAUGCCAAGAAUCACGGUGUUAAUUCCAAAAAGCAUGUUUUGAUUCUCUGUGGGAUUGAUCCUGGCAAGGUCAAGACUACGAAAGGAGCAGGAGAUCCAGGCCUAUGUGACUCGGUAGAAGGCCUUACCAGAGCUGACGGUGGCCGACUUGUGUACCAAGAAAGUGUUAUGUACGACGAAGCAAGAAUCAAGCCGAUCGGCCUAGUCGUGUAUACGCGAGAGGCUUGA